AUGCCUGAUCAAACUCUCGCAGAAAAAGUAGCCAUAGUGAGCGGCUCUUCCUCUGGAAUAGGCGCAGCUAUUGUGCGAGAACUCUCCUCACGUGGAGCCAACACAGUAGUCAAUUAUCCUUUCUCCUCUCUCCAGGAUGAAGCCGAAGGCGUGAUAUCUUCCUUAUCACCCGCAUCCGAUGCAAUCGCCGUGGAAGCAGAUAUGUCUAAGAUCGAGUCGCCACAGAAAUUGGUCGAUGCUGCCAUUUCCAGGUGGGGCCGUCUCGAUAUUGUCAUCAAUUGUGUUGCGGUCGCUGUCAACAAAUCGUUCGAAGAACAAACGUUAGAGGACUGGGAUCUCCUCGUGAAUAUCAACGGCCGCGGCACAUUUCUCUUGACCCAAGUGGCUCUGCCCCAUCUCACAAGAGGGAGUGGGCGAAUCGUGAAUAUUGCGAGUAUUUCUGGUCGUGGACCGCCACCGAAUCAGACGAUCUAUGCCGGAACCAAGGGGAUGGUUGACUCGUUCACGAAGUGUUGGGCGAAGGAACUGCCUCCAAAGUACGGAUGCACGGUCAAUGCAGUCAGCCCAGGGCCGACGAAGACAGAAGGGUUUGCGGCAGCAGGUGAAGAGCAGAUGAAGAUUCUUCAACCGAUCAUUGAUCAGACUCCUGUUGGGCCGCGCAUGGGACAGCCGGACGAGAUCGCAUACGCGGUGGCGUUCUUGUGUGAAGAGAGGGCGCGAUGGAUCAACGGAGCUCAUCUCAUUGCCUCGGGUGGGCUGUUUAUCGAUUAG
Penicillium argentinense is the source of this 771-nucleotide messenger RNA. RefSeq names its product SDR family NAD(P)-dependent oxidoreductase. The transcript is spliced from 2 exons. Lineage: Eukaryota; Fungi; Ascomycota; Eurotiomycetes; Eurotiales; Aspergillaceae. Bases 1 to 771 code for a protein of 256 amino acids. The record is from RefSeq and is a predicted model, not a curated record.